This is a messenger RNA of Colius striatus (speckled mousebird), 5235 nucleotides long. RefSeq names its product oxysterol binding protein like 10 (gene OSBPL10). The transcript is spliced from 12 exons. Bases 46 to 2346 code for a protein of 766 amino acids. Lineage: Eukaryota; Metazoa; Chordata; Aves; Coliiformes; Coliidae. Gene Ontology annotation, molecular function: cholesterol binding. The record is from RefSeq and is a predicted model, not a curated record. Gene Ontology annotation, cellular component: membrane; intracellular membrane-bounded organelle; cytosol.
CAGCCGCGGCCGGAGCGGGCUAGCAGCCUGCGCCGCGGGGACUCCAUGGAGAAGGCGGCAGCGGUGAGCGAGGGCGGCGGCAGCAACAGCAGCAGCCGCAGCAGCAGCCGCCCCACGUCGGCGGGCUCGUCUCCCUCGUCCUCCUCCACCAGCCGCGGGCUGCCGGGCCGGGCGGCGGCCGCGGGGAAGCUGGAUGGAGGCGGAGGCAGCAGCCCCGGCUCGGCGGCGGCCAGUCCGGGGGGCGCGCAGGCGCCCGGCGGCAGGCGGCGGGAGCCCGUGCUGGAAGGGACUCUCAGCAAAUACACCAACCUCCUGCAGGGCUGGCAGAGCAGGUACUUCGUACUGGACUUUGAGACGGGGAUUCUGCAGUAUUUUGUGAAUGAACAAAGUAAAAACCAGAAGCCACGAGGAACCUUGUCUUUAGCUGGAGCUAUCAUAUCACCCAGUGAAGAAGUACCACACAUGUUGGUGGUCUACUCUGCUAAUGGAGAGAUGUAUAAGUUGAGAGCUGCUGAUGCAAAAGAGAAACAAUACUGGAUAACUCAGCUUCGAUCCUGUGCCAAACAUCACAAGGAAGGUAAUUCUAAGAGUAUUUCCUCUUCACGAAGUAGAAGCUCAUCUCUGCUGCCACCUGGGACAGUUAAUUCUGCAUCUCCUAGUGGCCAGAAACAUAUGAAUCAAAGUGGGCCAACUGUUGUAACCAUCACACAUCACAAAUCACCUGCAGCUGCUCGAAGAGCGAAGAGCCAGCGUUCUGGUCAACUUCAUGAAGUCAGAGAGAUCAUGAGCCAAGUUGAGGGUCAACAGAAGAAUCUUGUACAAGCCAUUGAAGCUCUCCCAAGUUCUGGCCCCCUUUCUGCCUUGGAUCAGGACUUGCUGCUUUUAAAAGCUACCUCUGCUGCCACCCUGAGCUGCCUUGGAGAAUGCCUGACUCUGUUACAACAAAGCAUGCAUCAAGUGGGCCAGCAUCACAACAGGACACUGUCAUCAGAAGGUAUCCUGGGAUGGCCUGGGCCAAAGUCACACUCCAUGGAGCAACUGAAAAACGGUGCCCUCAGCUCCUUAUCAUCUGCUAGUGCCAACAUUACAUGGGCAAUAGUACCAUCUGCAUCCCAGGAUGGACAGGCACUACAACCAAAUACAGAGCAUUCAGCCUCUGAGUUGAUCCUGGUUGAAGAUGAAAUAACAGACACUGAAGAUAAUGAAGAGGAGGAUUUAGGUGUCAUGGAUGAUCAACGUAGUGUAAUACUCCAUCUCAUCUCUCAGCUCAAGCUUGGCAUGGACCUUACCAGGGUAGUGCUUCCAACAUUUAUUUUGGAGAAAAGAUCCCUGCUGGAGAUGUAUGCAAAUUUCAUGGCCCAUCCAGACCUGUUUUUGUCAAUUGCAGCUGGAGCCACUCCGGAGGAAAGAAUUAUCUGCUUUGUGGAGUAUUAUCUAACAGCUUUUCACGAAGGCCGAAAGGGAGCUGUUGCCAAGAAGCCUUAUAACCCUAUAAUUGGUGAAACAUUUCAUUGCUCAUGGGAUGUGCCUAAAGAUAAAGUGAAAGCGUUCAGAACUACUGGUGCCUCCACGAUUUCUAAGGACCCAACCAAGGAGCUGGGCCAGGACCAGUCCACGUGCUACAAGCUGAGGUUUGUAGCUGAACAAGUGUCGCAUCAUCCACCGGUGUCUUGCUUUUACUGUGAGUGCAAAGAGAAGAAAAUGUGUGUGAACGCUCACGUGUGGACCAAAAGCAAGUUUAUGGGCAUGUCGAUAGGUGUUUCUAUGGUAGGUGAAGGUGUUCUUUACUUGAUGGAACACGAAGAAGAGUAUGUUUUUACCCUGCCUAGUGCCUAUGCUCGCUCAAUACUUACCAUCCCAUGGGUGGAGCUUGGAGGGAAAGUCAACAUCAGUUGUGCCAGGACAGGAUACUCUGCCACUGUCACGUUCCACACCAAGCCCUUCUACGGAGGGAAGGUCCACAGGGUUACAGCUGAAGUGAAACACAAUCCCACUAACACCAUCGUUUGCAAGGCACAGGGAGAAUGGAACGGUACGCUGGAAUUUACGUACAGCAACGGAGAGACCAAAGUGAUUGACACUAACAAGCUGCCCGUCAUCAGGAAAAAGAUCAGGCCGGUGGCGAAGCAAGGGCCGCUGGAGUCAAGGCGCCUCUGGCAGCAUGUCACCAGUGCUCUGAAGGAGGGCAACAUCGAUGCAGCCACGGAGCACAAGCACUGCCUUGAGGAGAGACAGCGGGCAGAGGAGAGGCAACGUGCGGCUCUUACAACUCCCUGGAAACCAAAAUACUUUGCCAAAGAGGGCGACGGUUGGCUGUACUUGAAUCCUCUCUGGAAGACCCAUUGAUGAGACAGAGCAGUUGCCUCAUUACUCUACCUUAAAAGCAUUAGAAUGAUAAAGUAUGUAACAUGAAGAUGUCAUUGUAUAGAAGAUGCAAGUGGGAAGCUGUGUACUGCAAACGAUGCGUCUCCAAAUAACUGCAAGCUCAACUUUAUUCAGGAGCCAUUUUGUGUGUACAGAUACUCAAACACACAGGCCCAUAUAUUCACACGUCUGUACACACAGCGUGUCUCUGUGUGUGUGUUAUUUACACUACAUGUAAACAAGUAUAAACACCAACAGCGAUUUAAAGACCUUGUCCUUUAAGUGUUAGGGCAUAGAACUCGGGCUGGACUCAGCUGGGGUUCCCCGAGUUGAGUGCUUGCAGGAUCAGGCCCUAUGCUAGUAUUUGAGAAGAUACUUUUUUAUUAGUACUGGUUAAGGUUUUUCUAUUUUUCACUUUUGCCAAAAACGUUUUACACUUAAAAAUGUGACGUGUCAGUUAAGGCAGCCGUUGUGUCCGAGCAGCCACGCGCUUGGACGUAGGAAUGCUACACUGAGCGCACUCCUCGCUCGCUCUUCGGGGGCCGAUGUGAGAGUGUGCUUCCUCUCACGCAGCAGCGGGGAGUGUCUGCCAUCUUACAAGUAGCAAUACCUUCUCAAGAACGUUGUUUGCGCCAACCCCCAGUGUCCUCACUGUUUUGUUUGCUUGUACUCCCAGCGGUUUAAUAGCUCCCAGCUCACCAUCGAGGCGGCUGCAAGCUUGGGGGCAUUUUGAUCUUGCUGUGUCAUGUUCUCUGCCUGCUGCCACUCCUGUGCUUUUGGGUUCCACGUUGCUGAGAAUCCCUGCUGGCAGCUGUAGCUGUGCCCUGCCAGCUCGCUCUGGCCUCUGCUUUGUGCCCUUGUGCAGGAGAGGCCUGCGAAGGGCAGCCACCAUCAGGCCCCGCUGCCAGGCCCGGAGGCGGGUCUCUGCCCUGCGCUCGCCCCCUCACAGCCCUUCACUCUGGUGUUUUGGUUUCUUUCCCUUUUGCCCCAGUUAAUUGCUUCUGGAUUAAAUAUUUUGACAAAUAGAGAUGAUCUAACCAGCCUUUUCAGAUAAGUGAUUUUCUGAUGUAAAAGUAACAAUUCAGUAAAUUAUUACCCUGAGCCAAUAACUUUAUUGAUGAAAAAAACAAAUCGGGGUAUAAUUUGUUUUGUAAAGUAAAUGAUCCUGUAGCUUGGUCUUGCUUUGUGAGGAAAGCACUGUGACACUGAGAAAGUGGAUUCUCAAAGUGCAUUAAGGCUUUGUUGCUUUUUAGUUUGUACCUGUGGAAAACAAAGAUGUUUUUGAGAGAAGUGGCAACAAAAGGCAAACGUGAAAUGUGCCGACUUCUGCUCAGGGCCCCGUCCGAAGCCACAGCAUUUCUGACACAGUAGGAUGGAUGCCCGUCGUGCUGGAGCACUCCUUCAUUUUGUGCCUUUUGUCAGCUUGCUUGAUGCAGCAACGUAGGCUUUAUAGGCAUUACACACAUAUAUUUAGGUCACAGCACUGCUUACAUCUGUCCUUGUGUGUCCUGCGUUUUUUGGGGUGUUUUUUUUAUUAGAUGUUAAAAAUUCCUUGAGCAGCUGAAAAAGGCAAAGUGGAGGUGUGUGCGCAAGGAAACGUGCCAGCAGUUGUUCACUUGGAUAGAACAUUUCACAGAUCUUUACAUUUGAACUUCAGAUCCCUAUUCAAUGAAGGUGUGGCUCCCUUUUCCUCCUAAGUGCUGUUCUGUCUGCUUGUAUAUCCUUUUUAAUUUGCACAUUAGAUUCAUGUUAUAAAUUAUUUAAAUCCUAUUUUAAAAACCAGCUUCGCUUGGGUUUGUAACUUGAGACUUUUUUUUUUUAAGGGAAAAAAAAAUACUCUUAUUUUUAGGAACAGUCGAUGUAUUUCUGUAAGAAAACCAAAAUGAUGCUGUCACAGUAAUCACUAACUCCCACCACCAAGUGUCACCAGGAAAACAUGUACUUUAUCACCUGCAAGAAUUAACUGGAUGAUGGAUCCACUUAGAGGUUAGUCUAGAGGUAACUAGAAGUAUUGAUACAGUUUGUAAUAUCGUCACAGACAGUUAGAAAUGCAGAAUGAGAUAUGUGGAAUGUUCCCUCACUACUUUGACUAUCACACACCAAAGAACAAGCCACACACUCACUAGAAAUAGCCAUUGCAAACCUCUCCCUGCCCUGAGUGCAGGCCUGUGCUCCUGGAAGAGUAGACCUCUUUCAGCUUUGUCGCUGUGACCGUCGAGGCUACAAAGAUGCCGUAGCCAUUCUUUUAAGGAGAAAUUUGAACAAUUUUAUGCUUGUAAUUGACUGAAGACUUUUUCUGUCUGCAUGGUUGGUUGUUUCUGCAUGCCGAGAACAUUCCACUUGUGCCCCAGUCAGUGGUUUGGUUUGUUCUGAUGCUGUGAAGAAUCCCCUGAUGCCAUCACUGCUGUUUCUUUUCUAAAGUGACUGGGGAGAGGCAAACGUAAAAACAGUCCUUUCUGCAACCAUCCCAUCAGCGAGAGAUUCCAGGACAAGAUCCACAAGUGUCAGUUUAUUUUUCUGGUAGUUAUGUGUUUGGUAUAUUUUACAGGACUGAAAGUACAUAUUCCUAAGCCUUAUUCUGUAGGUUGUUCUAAUAGCUGUCUUGGACUUGCAAGUAAAUAUUUUCCUUUUCAGGUAGCCAAUGUACACUCUGCAUUGUAAUGUAAAAACCUCCAUGUACUUCAAAUUGGUUUUGUGCACACCUGUAGAAAGCCUAUGCAACCUUUUUCUUUCUUAAAUUGGAAAUGUUCACAAGGAAAAUUUAUACCUUUAUCAUUUAAAAGAUGCUCUGGCGGACUCUUCUGAUUUGCCAUCCUUUCAUAAUUUGUGACUUUAACAUGACAAUGCUCAUGAAUAAAAAGAUUUGUUUCA